GUGAGCGUGGGGCCAGCCAGCGAGCGAGAGAGCCGGAGAGAGGCAGAGAGAGGCAGAGAGAGCGGCUCGGCUCCCAGCUCCGAGCAGCGCAGCGCCCGCCCGGCUCUCCCCGGCCACCGCCGCCACCACCGCACCUCAGCACCGCCACCUCGGCCGCCGCCCCCGCCCACCCCGGCCCUCCCCGGCUGCUGCUCCCCGGCGGAGGCAAGAGGUGGUUGGGGGGGACCAUGGCUGACGUUUACCCGGCCAACGACUCCACGGCGUCUCAGGACGUGGCCAACCGCUUCGCCCGCAAAGGGGCGCUGAGGCAGAAGAACGUGCACGAGGUGAAAGACCACAAAUUCAUCGCCCGCUUCUUCAAGCAACCCACCUUCUGCAGCCACUGCACCGACUUCAUCUGGGGGUUUGGGAAACAAGGCUUCCAGUGCCAAGUUUGCUGUUUUGUGGUUCACAAGAGGUGCCAUGAGUUCGUCACUUUCUCUUGUCCAGGUGCGGAUAAGGGACCCGACACUGAUGACCCCAGGAGCAAGCACAAGUUCAAAAUCCACACGUACGGAAGCCCUACCUUCUGUGAUCACUGUGGCUCCCUGCUCUAUGGACUCAUCCACCAAGGGAUGAAAUGUGACACCUGCGACAUGAAUGUUCACAAGCAGUGUGUGAUCAAUGUCCCUAGCCUCUGCGGAAUGGAUCACACAGAGAAGAGGGGGCGGAUUUAUCUGAAGGCCGAGGUCACCGAUGAAAAGCUCCACGUUACGGUACGAGAUGCAAAAAAUCUAAUCCCUAUGGAUCCAAAUGGGCUUUCGGAUCCUUAUGUGAAGCUGAAACUUAUUCCUGACCCCAAGAAUGAGAGCAAACAGAAAACCAAAACCAUCCGCUCCACACUGAACCCUCAGUGGAACGAGUCCUUCACGUUCAAAUUAAAACCUUCAGACAAAGACCGGCGACUGUCUGUAGAAAUCUGGGACUGGGAUCGGACGACACGGAAUGACUUCAUGGGGUCCCUUUCUUUUGGUGUCUCAGAGCUGAUGAAGAUGCCAGCCAGUGGAUGGUACAAGUUGCUCAACCAAGAAGAGGGCGAAUACUACAAUGUGCCCAUUCCAGAAGGAGAUGAAGAAGGCAACAUGGAACUCAGGCAGAAGUUUGAGAAAGCCAAGCUGGGCCCCGCUGGUAACAAAGUCAUCACCCCUUCAGAAGACAGGAAGCAACCAUCCAACAACCUGGACAGAGUGAAACUCACAGACUUCAACUUCCUCAUGGUGCUGGGGAAGGGGAGUUUUGGAAAGGUGAUGCUUGCUGACAGGAAGGGAACUGAGGAACUGUACGCCAUCAAGAUCCUGAAGAAGGAUGUGGUGAUCCAGGAUGAUGACGUGGAAUGCACCAUGGUGGAGAAGCGGGUUCUAGCCCUGCUCGACAAGCCCCCAUUCCUGACACAGCUGCACUCCUGCUUCCAGACAGUGGACCGGCUGUACUUCGUCAUGGAAUAUGUCAACGGCGGGGACCUCAUGUACCACAUCCAGCAAGUCGGAAAGUUUAAGGAGCCGCAAGCAGUAUUCUACGCAGCCGAGAUCUCCAUCGGAUUAUUCUUUCUUCAUAAAAGAGGAAUCAUUUACAGGGAUCUAAAGCUGGACAACGUCAUGCUGGACUCAGAAGGGCAUAUCAAAAUCGCUGACUUUGGGAUGUGCAAGGAACACAUGAUGGACGGAGUCACGACCAGGACCUUCUGUGGGACUCCAGAUUACAUUGCUCCAGAGAUAAUCGCCUAUCAGCCGUACGGAAAGUCUGUGGACUGGUGGGCGUAUGGCGUGCUGCUGUAUGAGAUGCUAGCUGGGCAGCCUCCGUUUGACGGGGAAGAUGAAGAUGAACUGUUUCAGUCUAUAAUGGAGCACAACGUGUCCUACCCCAAAUCCUUGUCCAAGGAAGCUGUCUCCAUCUGCAAAGGACUUAUGACCAAACACCCUGCCAAGCGGCUGGGCUGCGGGCCCGAGGGAGAGAGGGAUGUCAGAGAACAUGCCUUCUUCAGGAGGAUUGACUGGGAGAAGUUGGAGAACAGGGAGAUCCAACCGCCAUUCAAGCCCAAAGUGUGCGGCAAAGGAGCAGAAAACUUUGACAAGUUCUUCACACGAGGGCAGCCUGUCUUAACACCACCAGACCAGCUGGUCAUCGCUAAUAUAGACCAGUCUGAUUUUGAAGGGUUCUCGUAUGUCAACCCCCAGUUUGUGCACCCAAUCUUGCAGAGUGCGGUAUGAAAUUCAAAAAUGAAAGAUGAAAUGCCUCCCCAGCCCCCAGCCUCCCCAGCAGUGGGAAGUGAUCCUUAACCAUAAAAUUUUAAGGCUAUGGCCUUGAAUUUUGUUCCACACAGAGGCCUGAAAAUUCUAGGGACAUUAGUCCAUAAGUGAUCAACUUUCUUCCCUACCCCCCAACCAGAAACAUUAUCUUAGUGGAUGAUGACAUAAUGUACAGAGUAUAGAUUAAUUAUGUAGAAGUCACAUCUAGCUAAAAGUUAAUUCUUCCUAGAAAACAAAGAGACUUGGACCCUAUUUUUUGGUACAAUUUGAUAUAUUCUCCAUACCUUCAAUUUCUUGGAUUUUCACUAUCCAAAUCAACCAGAGAUAGUAAAGUGAAUUCACCCUAAUUCAAGGGAUGGAGACAUUUCCACCCACGAUGUCUUUGGAAUGAAAGAACAAGAAUCCCAAAGAGAAAGCAAAGAGAGGUUGAGGACUCAUAUAUUCAAGAACCCAUUGCUUUUAUUCUCUACUUCAAUGGAAACAGUCCCUAGAGUCUGAGAGGGCAGGAUGAACCCGAUCACUGUUCCCAGUUAUCAUAGCACAAGCAUAGUGCAUAGUGUAAGAAUGAAAGAAAACUUCAGACAAAUAUUCAUUGAAUCUAUCAUCUGUAUUCCCCUGCUUGGUUGAUAACUAUCUUGAUAACUCAUUCUUUUUAAGAGGCCAAAUUGUCUAAGGACUUUGCUAAACAAAACAUGUAAAAUCAUUUCAGAUCAAGGAUAAAUCAUGUGUAUGUUCAUUUUAAUCUCUGGGAGAUGACUCUUCAAUCCAGGGUGCCAUCAGUAAUCAUGCCACUAUUUACGAGUGUUGUUAGCCAACCCCACACACACAAUAAUAUUUUGCUACCUUUGUGGGUACCCUUCCUAAGAAGCUGAAAUGUAUGUCCCCAUCCCCUUUUUUACUAUUUAUUUAAUAAGCUGCAGUGUCAUUUAUGGAAGUACAAUGUAUAGUAACUUAAUCAAAGUAUUGACUAGCAUCAGUCCCUAUAGAUUGAUUUUCCUCCUUUCUCUAGCCCUACAUCCACUUAGAGAUGAAAAAGAGUAUAGUUUGGGUUUCCACUCCCAGUUCCAAUUGAACGACACAUGUGGAGCUGUAGGAUCAAGAUACUUUAUGCUUAUAUCAGCUCAAAGAUGUUUUCUUGCUAGAAGGAUUUUAAUGUUUUAUGAGUGCAUCAUGCAAUGAAUUUUGCAUGUUUAUAAUAAACCUUAAUAACAAGUUAAUCUAUAUUAUUGAUAUAAUUGUAUCAAGUAUAAAGAGUAUUAUGAUAAUUUUUAUAAGACACAAUUGUGCUAUAUUUGUGACGCUCAUGUUUCCAGUCUGCUUUAAGAUUAAGUGUUAGCUUUAUUCAUUGCUGCUGGGCUCUCUCUUACCCGCUACCCCACAUACUAGCACUCUAUCAGAUAUAUUAAUUUUUUAAUGUAGAUGUAAUUUUAAAAAUGAAUGGCUACUUUACAUGUUUAACUAGGGUUUUACUAUAUAUGUGUACAUAUGUAUAUAUAUAUAUUUGAUUUUACCUGCAAACCCCGGUUUUGUUUGUGGGGAUUAUUUUUGAGAUGAGACUCUGUUAACUUCUUCAUGUUAUCCUCUGUUCAGGUUCCUCUACCACCCCACUUCUCUUGAGGACAGCUGGAAAUGUUUAAUUCCAGUAUUCCUGAUAUGUUCAUAUAUCUGUGGCAUUGUUACAGCACCUGGGCUGAACUCUGUGUGUGUGUGUGUGUGUGUGUCUGUCUGUCUGUCUGUCUGUCUGUCUGUCUGUCUAUCUGAUACUUUUCAGCCUAUGUCUUUGGGAACUCUAGGGAUGAAAGGGUGGGAGGAUUCCUUUCUGUGUGUACAUACGGACACACAAAAAUAUGUAGUCUGUCUUUCCAGAAUAACUCACUGUGUACUCCAGAACACACAGAAUCCUUGAGACAAACUUUGUCCCCAUGCCUGUGUAGAGCCAUCUCUGAAGCUGUUGCCAACAGACUCUCUUCAGAGGCACGCACUGUCUUAAAGCUGUUCCUAGAACAUUCCGGUCUUUGAAGAGCAUGUCUUUGGCCAAAUGCCUCCCAAUACAAGGUGUUUAGAAGAGGCAGGGUUCUUCAGCACAAAGGACAAGUGAAAAUGAAGUUCCUACCAGUCCUUAUAGAAGGCACCUCUCCUGAAAGCAUCUCACAGCUAAGCUCUCUUCUUUGUUACUCUCUACCUAUCUGCUUGACAGUCACAUACCCUGCAACCCACCAAGAGUCUUUGAGAUACUGAGCACAGGCAGUUCUGAGAACCCCUAAUCAGAAGGAGAUAUGGAGUGGAGAGUGGGCCAAACCAGAAAAGAGCAGUUUCUUCUGCAAUCUUUCAUGAAUUCUGGACUUCAGACCUUGAAAAGCAGGGGAGGGAGUCAUGUAUGGAUCUCAGAAGUCAAGCUCGUCAUCUUGGCAACCUAGCCUUAUCAAAAACUAUACCUGGUCAAACUGUGAAGGAAAUGGUGUAUACAUGAGCCCAGGAAGUGAAAGUGUUGUUCUUUCCAGUUGGUACAGCAACAGGAAGCUGAACCUCUCAAAGUAAGGGAAGCCACGGAGAAGAAGCACAGGGUUCAUAGAUAAUCCGUCCCCGAGGUGCCAAGCUGCCUGAUUCUCUCACGUCAGUAGCAGGCUUGGGUUCUUUAAACUGCCAGCACCCAGCUCCAAGUGAUUCAACUUCUCUAGAAAAUAGGUGCGAACCCUUGGAUGGCUAUCCACCGACAUUCCCAACGGGAGGAGGGAAAUAACAGAGCCCAGACCAGCAUUCGCUAAGGAACAGAAUGCUAGAGAACAAACUUAGGAGAGAUGAUAAGAAUUUAAGGGAGUGUUCACAGUGCUGCCUAUUCUGUACACUGCUGAGUGUUAAAUUCGGAUAAAGGCUCAUACUUUAAAGAUCUGGGCAGCAGAGACAGUUUUUACUACAAAACUAACUCAUGUGGAUGACCGUUAACAGCUGUUAGACAGGGUUCAUUGAUAAUAUUCUACAUCUCUGUCCCACUUCACAGACCUCGUGUGAAAUGGGGCUACAGGGAAACGUUUGCCAUUGAACUGAAGUAACCCCAUCAGAGGCCAGAGGCCAGAAUCACCAGGAGGGUGCCUUGAAGGGUUUAAUCCCCAGGGACUGCAGGAGUGGGGGUAGGGGAAACUAUUUAGAAAGCAUCUGCUCUCAGACUCUGCCUGCAUUGGCAGGGCCUGUGGAGGAGAACCUAGCACAAUCCAAAUCUCCACAGGACCCAUCAGGCUGUGACUCAGAAAAAUUCAUUGAAAUUGUUUUGUAUUAUAUUCCCCUGGAAGGUGGCAAAUGCUCAGCGGCAGCCCUUCCCUCUUCCACCACAGGCCAGUGGGCUGCUAGCUCUGCCUUCAGUGUAGCAUCAAAGUCACCUGGUGCUUGGGUUGAAUGGAAAGGGCUGGAGUAUGCUGCCAGGUGCAGCCCUGGGAGUUAAUGGCAGGCUCGCCUCCAGGCAGGAGCUAAUUCAGAAGGUAGAUGAGGAGCCCCAGGAGCUAAACCAAUUGCCUUUCACCCUCUCACCACUGUAGCCUAGUUUGAGCUAGUAGCCUUUUCUUUAAUUAUUAAUUUUGUUAGUAAUUUGAGAAAAUCAGGAGGCCAAGAGUUUUUUGGAAGGUUGGUCUUAGAUAGUCAUGUGAAAGAUUACCAGAGGCCAGUAUUAACCCUCAAGUGUUGUCACUCACAAGCUCCUCAGCAAAGCAUGGUUUCUCAGCAAAGCAUGGUAGCUUGCCAAGCCCAACAGAGCCACCCAUUAAUGUAUCACAAAGAGGAGGAAGCAGAAGUCAACAUCAUUAAAGAGCAGGGUUUGAGUGCACCCAGAAAGACAUGGAAGGUUGGCAGAGAGGAUGUAGUAUCUGUGUGGGCUUUCCACUGGUGCAAAUGGAAGUUACUCUCUGUCAGCCUUCAAAAUGAGUGAUUUUUUUUUUGGUCAGAUACAAUCUGUUGUUCCUUCUCAGACCAUCCCAACUGUAAGAAGUCCUUUGCCCUGGGCAGAGCCAGGCCAGCCAGCGGACCCUGGAAGCACUAAGUUCCAUCUUUAUCCCCCUGAUAAUUAUGACUGCUGAGACUAGGUCCAGAAGUCAUGAAAACAACCGACAGCAACCUGUCAGCUUCUGCUUAGCAGAAAAAAAUAGGAAGGGUUUGCACAGGGCUUUAUUUUCUCAAAUGCCUCCACGAGGCAACACCUCCUGACAGUCAUUUUCUCACCUUGGUCUUAUGAAAUCACCUAUUUCUUGUGUGUACAUGUCAUGCUGUUUCCUGUUUGUUUACAACCCCAGAAUGGCAGGGGUACCUGUCCCCACACCACGACUGAGCGUAUCAAACACUUAUGCUCAGGAGAUGCUUGCUGAGCCAGGGACCUGAAAGGAUGCUGACCAUGAGAGAUGGGGGGCAGGGGGGACACAAUAGCAAGGAACAAGACAGGUCCUCUGGUUAGCAGUGGGUCCACACUAGCAUGACAGUGUUAGGAAACUUGUUUUAAAAUAGUUCUCCAUGAGCUGCUGUUAAGAAACUGUGCUGAACAAUCAACACCCCUGCCACAUCUCACUGGUCCAGCGUAGCAAAUCUAGAAAAAGCUGUUAUUUUCUGUUGUUAGAAUAAUCCAGAAAAUCAGGAAAGGGUGCUUGAGGCAUGCACAGGCACAGUGUUCUAGAAACGGUGUCUACUGCUGUCCAAGUGAUGAUACAGUAAUGUUUAAAAAGCAUGGAUGGCUCAGCAGUCUGUGCCCCUCAUUCAUGUGGUCAGAUGUCAGUCAAUAAACAGAAGACACUCCAAGUCAUUAAGCAGCCUUACUGUGCCCCUCCCUGGAAGCCCAGAAGUUCCAAAGACUGUUUUUAGCCUAAAACAAGAAAUUAACUUAUUAACUCCAAUAGAAGACCUGGGUAUCCUGGGCUAUUUGUACUUUUUUAUAGAGGACUUUAAUAACUCAAUUCUUUUCAAGUGAGUUUUUAAAAUAAUAAAAAUUUCAUAAAAUUCCAAUUCCGCAGAGCCUACAGGAGGAUUUCACCCAGGUUGGAUAGAACACCCAAGAUCUGCAUCCCCAUGGCAGGACUUUCCCACGCCAGUGGGGUCUGGAGUCCACAUUGGAUUGGCUGCCCAAUGGUAUUCUCUCUCUUUCUUAGUAGACACUAAAGAUAGCCGCACAAGGUUUAGCUAUCUUUCAACUGUAGGGAUGAUGGCUUCAUAGCCCCCCCUUCCUGAUGCAGCCCUAGGAAAGCAUUCUUGGGGAUCUAGAGGACCCCACUCUGCACUGUAAGAGUCAGAGCAAGAAGGGCAUGUUUCUUCAACUCUGUCUCAAGUCCCCUCUGGUCCUUCAGUCUCUCACAUUGGAUAAAAGUGGAGAGAUGCCGUCUACGGAUUCUGCCCAUUGGGCAAUUCAAACCUACUAUCCCGGGAAGAGCCGGCAUUGACUGUGCCCGAGCAUCUGCUUCCAUUUUCAUGGCUGUGAGUAGACAGAACCCUACUUUUGAGAAUACACCUAUCUAGCCCACUUUGUAAGAACCCCUUUUUCUAAACUAUAACAAAAGGCGGCUUUGCACUUUCUGAUCAAACUACACUGUCUUUUGUCUCCUGCUUAACUUUAAGACUAUUCUGUGAUUGACGUUUAUAGAUUUUUGUUAAUAUUUUGCCUGAAAAAAUGUGACUCUCUCCUUGGGAGGUUUAGUAGACUAUUAAAAAUUAUACAUGAAGGUGGUUACUAUUUUGAGGCUAAAGGUUUUUCUAAGAAUCGACCUCCUAUCCUGACUAUGAGGGUUUUUCAGAAUACCUUUUAUAGAUGAUCAGAUGCAUUUGGAGUUGUUCCCACAUGAUUUCUGUUCUGUUUUAUGAAGAACGCACCAUGUUUAAACCUCUCAGUGAAAUAAAACACCAUGCAAAACCCCAGAUUGGUUUGAAGGAAGUAGUGAAGGUUUGGGCUGUUUCCCCAAACAGGCCUUUGCUGAUGAGCCAGGGGCUGUUGCACUGCUUGUUUGGUUACCUAGCAGGUGAGGUAGAUAUGUAAAUUACCGCCUAGCUUUCUUGGAUUUGUGUAACCUCUCGUCUCCGUUUGCAUGAUUCGCUCUGUUAGAUGCAUUCACUGUAGUUCGGAAGCAAGCGUGUAUGAAUAAAGAUACUGAUCACUGCUGA
Molecule: messenger RNA, 8408 nt
Organism: Grammomys surdaster
Lineage: Eukaryota; Metazoa; Chordata; Mammalia; Rodentia; Muridae
Gene: Prkca
Product: protein kinase C alpha
Exons: 17
Coding region: 228-2246 (672 amino acids)
Biological process (GO): protein phosphorylation
Molecular function (GO): diacylglycerol-dependent serine/threonine kinase activity; ATP binding; zinc ion binding
Source: RefSeq, a predicted model, not a curated record